Fonsecaea erecta is the source of this 2769-nucleotide messenger RNA. Its product is annotated as chitin synthase 2. The record is from RefSeq and is a predicted model, not a curated record. Gene Ontology annotation, molecular function: chitin synthase activity. Gene Ontology annotation, cellular component: cell periphery; cell septum. Lineage: Eukaryota; Fungi; Ascomycota; Eurotiomycetes; Chaetothyriales; Herpotrichiellaceae. The transcript has 3 exons. Bases 1 to 2769 code for a protein of 922 amino acids.
AUGGCCUACAAUCGCAUCGGCGACCCUCAGCGCGACGGUCCUUAUUCUCCUGCGAUGAAUCCUCACUACGAUUCUCGGUCCCCCUCUCCUGGCCGACCACUACAACCCUACGCUCACCCAGACGAGGCCCAUUCGAGACAACAACUGCACUUGCAGAUGCCGACGGCCUCCAACGACCGCCUUGCCAUGCAGCCGACAUACUCGGUAGAGAACAUCCCGCAUUCUCAUGGGCAUAACCAGCAGUAUGAACAACAGCGGCCUCUUGGACCAGGGGGAGAUAUUGGUUACGGAAGAAAUGACUACAUUGUAUCACCAGAGGAACAUCACGACGCAUAUUAUACACAGGCAUAUUCACCUCAUCCUCAAGGCGACUAUGCCCUAGAUCCUUAUCCUACGCCGGAACAUCCAUACCGACUGGACAACGACAACGUCCCCAUCCUUCAGGCUGAUGGCGCAUAUGGCCCAGAUCCGCAUGCUCAGGAAGAUAUCGGUUAUGAUGGGUACCAUGAUGAGCAGCGCCCUACGCCGUCUCCGGCGCCAAUACGAAGAUGGAAGACCGUGAAGGAAGUGCAGCUUUUCAAUGGCAAUUUAGUGCUUGAUUGUCCGGUUCCUCCUAAACUCUUGGCUAAUGUACCUCAUGCGAAGCCGCCGGAGAGAGACGAGUUUACGCAUAUGAGAUACUCAGCCGCCACAUGCGACCCCUCGGAGUUCUACAAUGAGCGGUUCACUCUGAGACAGCGACUGUUUGCUAAGCCGAGAGAGACGGAACUUUUCAUCGUUGUCACCAUGUAUAAUGAGGACGAAUUCCUGUUUGCUCGUACCAUGAUCGGUGUCUUCAAGAACAUUGAAUUCAUGUGCAAUCGCAACAGUAGCAAAACAUGGGGCAAGGAAGCGUGGAAGAAGAUCGUCGUUUGCAUCGUUAGCGACGGCCGUGCGAAAAUCAACCCCAGAACGAGGGCAGUCCUCGCCGGUCUAGGUGUCUAUCAGGACGGCAUUGCCAAACAACAGGUCAACGGCAAAGAUGUCACCGCUCAUAUCUACGAAUACACCACUCAGGUUGGUCUCGAGCUGAAAGGCACGCAGGUGUCUUUAAAGCCGCGAUCCGCGACCCCGGUUCAACUGUUAUUUUGUCUCAAAGAGAAGAACCAGAAGAAGAUCAACUCACAUCGCUGGUUCUUCCAAGCCUUCGGUCGGGUGCUGGAGCCCAAUAUUUGUGUCCUCAUCGACGCCGGUACCAAACCCGGCAAAGACUCCAUCUACCAUCUGUGGAAAGCUUUUGACCUAGAACCCUCUUGUGGUGGCGCUUGCGGUGAGAUCAAGGUCAUGUUGGACCAUGGCAAGAAACUCUACAAUCCGUUGGUCGCCACCCAAAACUUCGAAUACAAAAUGUCGAACAUCUUGGACAAGCCUCUGGAGUCUGCAUUCGGCUUCAUUUCGGUGCUCCCCGGUGCUUUCUCGGCUUACCGUUAUGUGGCCUUGCAGAACGACAAGAAUGGUGAGGGGCCUCUCGAGAAAUACUUCAAAGGCGAAACUAUGCACGCAGACGCUGGCGUGUUCACUGCGAACAUGUAUCUUGCCGAAGAUCGAAUCCUCUGUUUCGAGCUCGUCAGCAAGCGCAAUUGCCAGUGGAUCCUUCAAUAUGUCAAGUCGGCCACAGGCGAGACCGAUGUCCCUGAUGGCAUUGCCGAGUUUAUCCUUCAGCGAAGGCGUUGGCUGAACGGGUCCUUCUUUGCCGCAGUUUAUGCCGUGGCACAUGUCUAUCAGCUGUGGCGUAGCAACCACAGCGCUAUACGCAAAUUCAUGUUCCUGAUCGAAUUCACAUACCAGACCAUCAACAUGCUUUUCGCUUGGUUUGCAAUUGGCAACUUUUUCCUGGUUUUCCGGCUUUUGACGGCCUCCCUUGGCUCACCAGGGCCAUUGGGGAGAGCUGGCACGGUUUUGGGCGUCAUCUUCGAGUUCAUCUACCUGGGCACACUUCUUUAUUGCUUCAUCUUGUCUAUGGGUAACAGACCUCAAGGUUCCAAGAAGUCUUACCUGGCAAUGGUCAUCUUUUGGUCUAUUCUCAUGAUUUGGCUGACCUUUGCUUCGAUCUUCCUGACGGUGAAGUCGAUUCAGACGGAGGUCAACCAAAAGGACUUCAGCUUCUCGACCAUCUUCAACAAUAGCACCUUCUUCGGCCUGAUUGUGUCUCUAGCGAGCACAUACGUCCUCUGGUUCGUGGCAAGCUUUCUGUUCUUCGACCCUUGGCACAUGUUCACGUGUUUCAUCCAAUACAUCGUCCUCACGCCGACUUACAUCAAUGUCCUCAACAUCUACGCAUUCUGCAACACCCAUGACAUCACGUGGGGCACCAAAGGAGAUGACAAGGCGGAAAAGCUUCCGAGUGCAAACGUCAAGCCUGGUGGGAUGGUUGACGUGAUGAUCCCCCAGGAUGACGGUGACUUGAAUGCCCAGUACGAUGCAGAACUGAAGCGAUUUGCGACAAAGGCAGAAAAAGAAGUCAGGAAGCAGAGUCCAGCUGAUAAACAAGAGGACUACUACAAGUCUUUUCGAAGCAACGUAGUCACCGCCUGGAUGAUCACGAACUUCAUUCUCGUGGCCGCCGUCCUGAACAUUUCGGGUUUCGAAAGAAUCGACACUGGCGACACUGCACAGCAGAACUCGACUAUUUAUUUGGCGGUCAUUCUGUGGUCGGUGGCGGGUUUAUCGCUCUUUAGGUUCACUGGCGCAUGCUGGUUCCUGAUUGUACGGAUGUUCCGUGGGGUAUGA